This is a messenger RNA of Acanthosepion pharaonis, 6987 nucleotides long. The record is from the annotation of a GenBank genome assembly. Lineage: Eukaryota; Metazoa; Mollusca; Cephalopoda; Sepiida; Sepiidae.
AUGAAACUUUCUUUUACAUAUUCCUCUCUUUCUUUAAAUCUGACAAACGGUUUUUCUUUCUUCCUUCGUGAAAAAAAAAGGAAAGAAGAAAAGUACAAAGUUUCCAGACUUUUCGGAUAUUGUCUGUUCGUUCUUUCAGUUUUUCCUAUUACACUUCUUUUUUCUCUCUUUCAUUCAUUUCAUAUUUUCUCUUUACACUUCGUUAUUUUCUUCUUUCUAAGUUCUUUCAGUUUUUCCUAUUACACUUCUUUUUUCUCUCUUUCAUUCAUUUCAUAUUUUCUCUUUACACUUCGUUCUUUUCUUCUUUCUAAGUUUUUUCAGUUUUUCAGUUUACACUUCUUUUUUCUCUCUUUCAUUCAUUUCAUAUUUUCUCUUUACACAUCGUUCUUUUCUUCUUUCUCAGUUUUUUUCAGUUUUUCCUAUUACACUUCUUUUUUCUCUCUUUCAUUCAUUUCAUAUUUUCUCUUUACACUUCGUUCUUUUCUUCUUUCUCAGUUUUUUCAGUUUUUCCUCUUACACUUCUUUUUUCUCUCUUUCAUUCAUUUCAUAUUUUCUCUUUACACUUCGUUCUUUUCUUCUUUCUCAGUUUUUUCAGUUUUUCAGUUUACACUUCUUUUUUCUCUCUUUCAUUCAUUUCAUAUUUUCUCUUUACACUUCGUUCUUUUCUUCUUUCUAAGUUCUUUCAGUUUUUCAGUUUACACUUCUUUUUUCUCUCUUUCAUUCAUUUCAUAUUUUCUCUUUACACUUCGUUCUUUUCUUCUUUCUCAGUUUUUUUCAGUUUUUCAGUUUACACUUCUUUUUUCUCUCUUUCAUUCAUUUCAUAUUUUCUCUUUACACUUCGUUCUUUUCUUCUUUCUAAGUUCUUUCAGUUUUUCAGUUUACACUUCUUUUUUCUCUCUUUCAUUCAUUUCAUAUUUUCUCUUUACACUUCGUUCUUUUCUUCUUUCUCAGAUUUUUCAGUUUUUCAGUUUACACUUCUUUUUUCUUUCUUUCAUUCAUUUCAUAUUUUCUCUUUACACAUCGUUCUUCUUUCUCAGUUUUGUCAGUUUUUCAGUUUACACUUCUUUUUUCUCUCUUUCAUUCAUUUCAUAUUUUCUCUUUACACAUCGUUCUUUUCUUCUUUCUCAGUUUUUUCAGUUUUUCAGUUUACACUUCUUUUUUCUCUCUUUCAUUCAUUUCAUAUUUUCUCUUUACACAUCGUUCUUUUCUUCUUUCUCAGUUUUUUCAGUUUUUCCUAUUACACUUCUUUUUUCUCUCUUUCAUUCAUUUCAUAUUUUCUCUUUACACUUCGUUCUUUUCUUCUUUCUAAGUUCUUUCAGUUUUUCAGUUUACACUUCUUUUUUCUCUCUUUCAUUCAUUUCAUAUUUUCUCUUUACACAUCGUUAUUUUCUUCUUUCUCAGUUUUUUCAGUUUUUCCUAUUACACUUCUUUUUUCUCCCUUUCAUUCAUUUCAUAUUUUCUCUUUACACUUCUUUACACUUCUUUUUUCUCUCUUUCAUUCAUUUCAUAUUUUCUCUUUACACAUCGUUCUUUUCUUCUUUCUCAGUUUUUUUUUCGUUUUCCUAUUACACUUCUUUUUCUCUCUUUUUUUCAUUUUUUUUCUUUUUUCAUUCAUUUUUUCUUCUUUCUAAGUUCUUUCUUUUUCAGUUUACGUUCUUUUCUCUCUUCAUUUCUAAGUUCUUUUACAGUUUUUUUCUUCUUUCUCAGUUUUUUUUUUUCUCUCUCUUUCAUUCAUUUCAUAUUUUCUCUUUACACUUCGUUCUUUUCUUCUUUCUCAGUUUUUUUCAGUUUUUUCAGUUUACACUUUUUUUUCUCUCUUUCAUUCAUUUCAUUUUUCUCUUUUUUCAUUCUUUUCUUCUUUCUAUUUUCUCUUUUUCAAUUUUUCAGUUUUUUCAGUUUUUUUUUUUUCUCUUUUCAUUCAUUUCAUAUUUUCUCUUUACACAUCGUUCUUUUCUUCUUUCUCAGUUUUUUCAGUUUUUCAGUUUACACUUCUUUUUCUCUCUUUCAUUCAUUCAUUUUCUCUUUACAUUUCUUUUCUUCUUUCUCAGUUUUUUCAGUUUUUUCAGUUUACUUUUUUUUCUUCUUUUUCAUUUCAUAUUUUCUCUUUACACAUCGUUUUUUUCUUCUUUCUCAGUUUUUCAGUUUUUCCUAUUACACUUCUUUUUUUCUCUUUCAUUCAUUUCAUAUUUUUUCUUUUUACACUUCGUUCUUUUCUUCUUUCUAAGUUCUUUCAUUUUUUCAGUUUACACUUCUUUUUUCUCUCAUUCAUUUCAUAUUUUCUCUUUACACAUCGUUAUUUUCUUCUUUCUCAGUUUUUUCCGUUUUUCCUAUAACACUUCUUUUUUCUCUCUUUCAUUCAUUUCAUAUUUUCUCUUUACACUUCGUUCUUUUCUUCUUUCUCAGAUUUUUCAGUUUUUCAGUUUACACUUCUUUUUUCUCUCUUUCAUUCAUUUCAUAUUUUCUCUUUACACUUCGUUCUUUUCUUCUUUUCUAAGUUCUUUCAGUUUUUUUUUCAGUUUACACUUCUUUUUUCUCUUUCAUUCAUUUCAUAUUUUCUCUUUAAACCUCGUUCUUUUUCUUCUUUCUCAGAUUUUUCAGUUUUCAGUUUACACUUCUUUUUUUUCUUUCUUUCAUUCAUUUCAUAUUUUCUCUUUUUUCACAUCGUUCUUUUCUUCUUUCUCAGUUUUGUCAGUUUUUUCAGUUUACACUUCUUUUUUUCUCUCUUUCAUUCAUUUCAUAUUUUCUCUUUUACACAUCGUUCUUUUCUUCUUUCUCAGUUUUUUCAGUUUUUCCUAUAACACUUCUUUUUUUCUCUUUUCAUUCAUUUCAUAUUUUCUCUUUACACUUCGUUCUUUUUCUUCUUUCUCAGAUUUUUCAGUUUUUCAGUUUACACUUUUUUUUUUUCUCUUUUCAUUCAUUUCAUAUUUUCUCUUUACACAUCGUUCUUUUCUUCUUUCUCAGUUUUUUCAGUUUUUUUUCAGUUUACACUUCUUUUUUUCUCUCUUUCAUUCAUUUCAUAUUUUCUCUUUUACACUUCGUUCUUUCUUCUUUCUCAGUUUUUUUCAGUUUUCCUAUUACACUUCUUUUUUCUCUCUUUCAUUCAUUUCAUAUUUUUCUCAUUACACUUCGUUCUUUUUUCUUCUUUCUAAGUUCUUUCAGUUUUCAGUUUACACUUCUUUUUCUCUCUUUCAUUCAUUUCAUAUUUUCUCUUUACACAUCGUUAUUUUCUUCUUUCUCAGUUUUUCAGUUUUUUCCUAUUACCUUUUUUUCUCUUUCUUUUUCUCUUUUCUCUUUCAAUUCAUUCUUUUCUUCUUUUACAGUUCUUUCUUUUUUUUUCAGUUUCUUUCUUUUUUCUUUCAUUUUUUUUUCUCUUUACAUCGUUUUUUUCUUCUUUCUUUUUUUCAUUUUCCUAUAACACUUUUUUUCUUUACAUUCAUUUCAUUUUUCUUUUACUUUCUCUUUCUUCUUUUUCCGUUUUUCCUAUUUCAACACUUCUUUUUUCUCUCUUUCAUUCAUUUCAUAUUUUCUCUUUACACUUCGUUCUUUUCUUCUUUCUCAGAUUUUUCAGUUUUUCAGUUUACACUUCUUUUUUCUCUCUUUCAUUCAUUUCAUAUUUUCUCUUUACACUUCGUUCUUUUCUUCUUUCUAAGUUCUUUCAGUUUUUCAGUUUACACUUCUUUUUUCUCUCUUUCAUUCAUUUCAUAUUUUCUCUUUAAACUUCGUUCUUUUCUUCUUUCUCAGAUUUUUCAGUUUUUCAGUUUACACUUCUUUUUUCUUUCUUUCAUUCAUUUCAUAUUUUCUCUUUACACAUCGUUCUUUUCUUCUUUCUCAGUUUUUCAGUUUACUUUUUUUCUCUUUUCAUUCAUUUCAUAUUUUCUUUUUCUCUUCUUUUCUUCUUUCUCAUUUUUUCAUUUUUCAUAUUUUUUUUUCUCUUUUCAUUCAUUUCAUUUUUCUCUUUCUUCGUUCUUUUUUUUUCUAAGUUUUUUUACAGUUUUUCAGUUUACACUUCUUUUUUCUCUCUUCAUUCAUUUCAUAUUUUCUCUUUACACAUCUUUUUUUCCUAUUAUUCAUUUCAUAUUUUCUCUUUACUUUUUUUCUUCUUUCAUUUUUUCAUUUUCAUAUUUUCUUUCUUUCAUUCAUUUCGUUCUUUUCUUCUUUCUAAGUUCUUCUUUCUCAGUUUUUUUCAGUUUACACUUCUUUUUUCUCUUUCUUCAUUUCAUUUUCAUUUUACAUAUUUUUCUCUUUUCUUUCACAUUUUUCAUUUUUCCUUUAACUUCGUUCUUUUUUUCUUUCUUUCUUUCAUUUUUCAUUUUUUCUUCUUUUUCUCUUUUUCAUUUCUUUUCAUUUUUUCUCUUUACACAUCGUUUUUUCUUCUUUCUCAGUUUUUUCAGUUUUUUUCACUUCUUUUCUUUUUCAUUCAUUUCAUAUUUUCUCUUUACACUUUCGUUUCUUUUCUUCUUUCUAAGUUCUUUUCAGUUUUUCCUAUUACACUUCUUUUUCUCUCUUUCAUUCAUUUCAUAUUUUCUCUUUACACUUCGUUCUUUUCUUCUUUCUAAGUUUUUUCAGUUUUUCAGUUUACACUUCUUUUUUCACUCUUUCAUUCAUUUCAUAUUUUCUCUUUACACUUCUUUACACUUUUUUUCUCUUUCAUUCAUUUCAUAUUUUUCUUUUACACUUCGUUCUUUUCUUCUUUCUAAGUUUUUUCAGUUUUCCUAUUUACACUUCUUUUUUCUCUUUCAUUCAUUUUCAUAUUUUCUCUUUACAUCAUUCUUUUCUUUUUCUUUUUUUUUCAGUUUUUUUCUCAUUUUUUUCAUUUCCUUUUACACUUUUUUUUCUUUUUCAUUCAUUUCAUUUCUCUUUUACAUCAUCGUUCUUUUCUUCUUUCUUAGUUUUUUCAGUUUUCAGUUUACACUUCUUUUUUCUCUCUUUCAUUCAUUUCAUAUUUUCUCUUUACACAUCGUUCUUUUCUUCUUUCUAAGUUCUUUCAGUUUUUCAGUUUUACACUUCUUUUUCUCUCUUUCAUUCAUUUCAUAUUUUUCUUUUACACUUCGUUCUUUUCUUCUUUCUCAGAUUUUUCAGUUUUUCAGUUUACACUUCUUUUUUCUCUCUUUCAUUCAUUUCAUAUUUUCUCUUUACUCAUCGUUCUUUUCUUCUUUCUCAGUUUUUUUCAGUUUUUCAGUUUACACUUCUUUUUUCUCUCUUUCAUUCAUUUCAUAUUUUCUCUUUACACUUCGUUCUUUUCUUCUUUCUAAGUUCUUUCAGUUUUUCCUAUUACACUUCUUUUUUCUCUCUUUCAUUCAUUUCAUAUUUUCUCUUUACACUUCGUUCUUUUCUUCUUUCUCAGAUUUUUCAGUUUUUCAGUUGACACUUCUUUUUUCUCUCUUUCAUUCAUUUCAUAUUUUCUCUUUACACUUCGUUCUUUUCUUCUUUCUAAGUUCUUUUCAGUUUUUCAGUUUACACUUUUUUUUCUCUCUUUCAUUCAUUUCAUAUUUUCUCUUUACACAUCGUUCUUUUCUUCUUUCUCAGUUUUUUCAGUUUUCAGUUUACACUUCUUUUUUUCUCUUUCAUUCAUUUCAUAUUUUCUCUUUACACUUCGUUCUUUUCUUCUUUCUAAGUUCUUUCAGUUUUUCCUAUUACACUUCUUUUUUCUCUCUUUCAUUCAUUUCAUAUUUUCUCUUUACACUUCUUGACACUUCUUUUUUCUCUCUUUCAUUCAUUUCAUAUUUUCUCUUUACACUUCGUUCUUUUCUUCUUUCUCAGUUUUUUCAGUUUUUCCUAUUACACUUCUUUUUUCUCUCUUUCAUUCAUUUCAUAUUUUCUCUUUACACAUCGUUCUUUUCUUCUUUCUCAGUUUUUUCAGUUUUUCCUAUAACACUUCUUUUUUCUCUCUUUCAUUCAUUUCAUAUUUUCUCUUUACAUUUCGUUCUUUUCUUCUUUCUCAGUUUUUUCAGUUUUUCCUCUUACACUUCUUUUUUCUGUCUUUCAUUCAUUUCAUAUUUUCUCUUUACACUUCUUUACACUUCUUUUUUCACUCUUUCAUUCAUUUCAUAUUUUCUCUUUACACUUCGUUCUUUUCUUCUUUCUAAGUUUUUUCAGUUUUUCAGUUUACACUUCUUUUUUCUCUCUUUCAUUCAUUUCAUAUUUUCUCUUUACACAUCGUUCUUUCCUUCUUUCUCAGUUUUUUUCAGUUUUUCCUAUUACACUUCUUUUUUCUCUCUUUCAUUCAUUUCAUAUUUUCUCUUUACACAUCGUUCUUUUCUUCUUUCUCAGUUUUUUUCAGUUUUUACACUUUUUUUUCUCUCUUUCAUUCAUUUCAUAUUUUCUCUUUACACAUCGUUCUUUUCUUCUUUCUUAGUUUUUUCAGUUUUUCAGUUUACACUUCUUUUUUCUCUCUUUCAUCCAUUUCAUAUUUUCUCUUUACACAUCGUUCUUUUCUUCUUUCCCAAUUGUUCUAUUAGUUUUAAAGUUUACACUUCUUUCUAUUUUCUUUCUUUCCUUCAUUUCCUAUUUCUUACACUUCUUUCUUUUUCUUUCUCGGCUUCUCUUUCAGAUUUUUAUCUUACACUUCUUUCCUUUUUUCAUUCUUUUAUUCAUUUCUUAUCUUUACAGUUUAUACUUCUUUCUUUUUCUUUCUUUCAUUCGUUUCUUGUUUUCUCUUUAAACUUCUUUCAUAUUUUUCUCAAUUGUUUUUUUUUUAUUUUUUAUUUUGCUCCUUCUUUCUUUCAUUCAAUUCUUAUUUUCACUUCAUACGACUUUCUUUCUUUCCUCAUUUCAUUCAUUAAUUUGUGUUUUUCAUUUUAUAAUUCUUUCUUUUCUUUCUUUCGCUCUUUCUUUUCUUUCUUUCUUUCUUUCGUUCUUUCUUUCUUUCUUUCUUGCUUACUUUUAUUAUUUCUUUCUUUUCACCUUUUGAUGUAUUUCCUAAAACUUAAACUUUUCUUGCUAUCUCCUUCUUUCUUUCCUUUAUUUUCUUUCUUUUUUUUUAUUUAA